Theobroma cacao (cacao) is the source of this 492-nucleotide messenger RNA. The record is from RefSeq and is a predicted model, not a curated record. Lineage: Eukaryota; Viridiplantae; Streptophyta; Magnoliopsida; Malvales; Malvaceae.
AUGAAUAUUGCAGAUUUAGUGCCAGUUGCAAGAUCUGUUGCUCAGCAUUGUGCUGGUUUGCCACUGGCAAUAAUUGCAGUUGCUAGUAGCAUGAAAGCUGAAUAUAGCCUUCCUAUAUGGAGGAACGCAUUCAAUGAAUUGAAUAGGAAUGUCCAGAGUGUCAAUGGAGAUGUUAAAGACAUGGUGAUUCAGAAAUUGAGAUUCAGCUAUGAUCGUUUGAACGAUCCAAAAAUUCAGGAAUGUUUCCUCAUUUGUGCAGCAUAUCCUGAAGAUUCUGGCAUCCAUAAGGAGCAUCUGAUAAGGAACUGGAUUAGAGGGCGAUUAGUGGAUGAUAUGGGUGACAUGCAAGCAAACUUAGACAGAGGCCAGGCUAUCCUAAGAAAACUUGUUGACAAUUGCUUGUUAGAAGAUGUUGGGAAUGGAACAGUGAAAAUGCAUGAUCUUGUAAGAGAUAUGGCAUUGCGUAUCCAACAUCAGCUUUAUUCCUCAUAA